AUGGCUCUAUCAACUACUGCUAUGUACGGUGCGGAUGAAGCAAAUUUGCCAAUGAUUUCGUACGCUGAUCACGUCGGAUCGAGUGCAUUGAUGAAUGAUUAUCAUCAUUAUGGAGGACUGCCAGCCCCGGCCUAUUAUCAGCAGAUGACGAAUAUAUAUCAACACAGUCAGCAACAGAUGUACAAUCCGAGGAGUUAUGACUGGACCCAAGAGUUGCCGAAUAUGGAGGAAAAUAUUCAUUUGCAAAAUUAUAAUGAUAUGCGAUCUUCUGAUUGUUUGGAUAACGCAGAGACAUCCGAUAUACGAUCUUGCAAUAUGCAAUCUGGAGUUGCUUCAGAUUUUAAUUUGGAACCAAUGACUAACAAUUCGAUGGCAUCGUCGAAACGAGCUAGAACUGCAUAUACGAGUGCUCAACUUGUCGAACUUGAAAAGGAGUUUCAAUUCAACAAGUAUCUUUGUCGUCCAAGACGCAUAGACUUCGCCCUCGCCUUCAUCGGGAUCAAACCCGAGUCCAGGCCCUGGUGGAAAAUCUCGCUCGGUGAGUAA
Messenger RNA from Ctenocephalides felis (cat flea), 546 nucleotides. RefSeq names its product homeobox protein Hox-A2-like. The transcript has 4 exons. Gene Ontology annotation, biological process: regulation of transcription by RNA polymerase II. NCBI's taxonomy places the organism in Eukaryota, Metazoa, Arthropoda, Insecta, Siphonaptera, Pulicidae. Gene Ontology annotation, molecular function: DNA-binding transcription factor activity, RNA polymerase II-specific; RNA polymerase II cis-regulatory region sequence-specific DNA binding. The record is from RefSeq and is a predicted model, not a curated record. Bases 1 to 546 code for a protein of 181 amino acids. Gene Ontology annotation, cellular component: nucleus.